Messenger RNA from Parastagonospora nodorum SN15, 777 nucleotides. RefSeq lists its product as hypothetical. The coding region runs from base 1 to 777 and encodes 258 amino acids. NCBI's taxonomy places the organism in Eukaryota, Fungi, Ascomycota, Dothideomycetes, Pleosporales, Phaeosphaeriaceae. The transcript has 2 exons. The record is from RefSeq and is a predicted model, not a curated record.
AUGAUCAGCUACUGGCUGUUCCUUGUGGUAGUCGUCUUUACCCUUAACACCAUGCUCCGUCGGCAACUCGGUACCGGUCACUCGAACGCUAUCUUCAAGAUUAUUCCGCUUGCGAUUAUUGCAUUGAUUGGCGUCCUGGCAUGCGUCGUAGCGGGCAUGGCUGCAUACCUCAACGCCGAAACUGGACGUAUUUACACCUCCCGUUAUCGGUAUGGGUAUUCGAACGUGGGCAGUAUCGUCUAUCCUCUAUCAGGCUUGAGAGUUGCAUUCUACUCGUUGUACCUUAUAAGCUUGCUUGUGUCUGGAGCACUAGCGCUCAAGACCAUCAUGUCCUUGCGCAAGGCAGGCAAAGCUGGAGGAGACCUCUUAGGCUGGGUUCUCGCCCUUACCAUCGCCAUGGUAUUCUGGACCAUCUGCACGCUCGUUGGCGCUGUAUGGAGUCUUCAAGGCUACUACGCGAGCACCUACUCGGUGGCAAGUUAUUUGGCUCUGGGUUAUCUCGUCAACUUUGGCCAAGCUCUCAGCUUCAUAUUUAUCCUGUGCAUCGCAAAGCACGUUUCCUGGAAGACCACAACUGGUGCCGAACCAAUGGCGUACCAAUCUCAAUACAGCCCCGUCGCCAACCCGGCUGCUCAGCCAUACCAACCAUAUGGACACAACAACUUAAAUGGCCACGCGAACGAGCAAUAUGGCUACAACGCCAAUGUUAAUGGCCAAGCGAACCAUUACCACGAAGCGCCUGAGUAUGUCGGCACCAACAAUGCAAUCAGGGCAUAA